AUGAUGUUUCGUCAGCAGCUUGAUCAGUUGGUCGAGGAUCUGAACCGAACCAACCCACGCUACAUCCGAUGCAUCAAGCCCAAUGGGCACAAGCAGGCACAUGAGAUGGAUUCUCUCGACGUGCAGAGACAGCUUCGAUGUGCCGGCAUGCUGGAGUCGAUUCGCAUCCGACGGGCAUCUUGCAUUGAUUUGUGA
Messenger RNA from Symbiodinium necroappetens, 195 nucleotides. The record is from the annotation of a GenBank genome assembly. NCBI's taxonomy places the organism in Eukaryota, Dinophyceae, Suessiales, Symbiodiniaceae.